Molecule: messenger RNA, 1705 nt
Organism: Amyelois transitella
Lineage: Eukaryota; Metazoa; Arthropoda; Insecta; Lepidoptera; Pyralidae
Gene: NGR-A16
Product: orexin/Hypocretin receptor type 1
Exons: 8
Coding region: 184-1473 (429 amino acids)
Biological process (GO): G protein-coupled receptor signaling pathway
Cellular component (GO): membrane
Molecular function (GO): neuropeptide Y receptor activity
Source: RefSeq, a predicted model, not a curated record
UCACCGCUCAUCUCACACGAAAACAGCGCGCGCGUAUCGGAACGAACGUUUGUGAUUUGAAAAUAAAUUGAAAUAUUCGAAUUGAGGAUAAGUUUAUUUGUUUAUUGAUUUGUGCCAGUGUUGUGUCGUGUUUACGGAAUUUGAGGAUGCCAUAAGAAGCAGCAAAAAGCAUCGCCAAUCAAAAUGUUUGAACACAAAAACGUAUUGAUUUUAACUAUUCUAAUAGUUCAAACGAAUUCACUAAUUAACGAGAACAAAACGCGAGACGAAGACGUACCAAAAAACUUAGAAAAUGACACGAGAAAAUUCGAGAACGCGUGUAUAGGCGAUGAAGAGUUCUGCAAUUUGACUAGGGAAGAUUACGAGGCUAUGUUGUACGAGUACAUUUACCCACACACUUACGAAUGGGUGUUAAUAGGCACACACACUUUGGUGUUCGCAAUGGGAUUGGUCGGGAAUGCUUUAGUAUGCGUUGCAGUGUACAGAAAUCAUACCAUGAGGACUGUGACCAAUUAUUUCAUAGUGAAUUUAGCGGUGGCUGAUUUUAUGGUGAUAUUGUUUUGUUUGCCGCCCACCGUGGUGUGGGACGUGACUGAGACGUGGUUUUUGGGGGAUGCACUGUGCAAAAUACUGCUCUAUUUCCAGUCAGUCUCCGUGUCCGUGUCAGUGCUAACCCUCACGUUCAUCUCGGUGGACCGCUGGUACGCGAUCUGCUUCCCGCUGAAGUUCAAGUCCACAACAGGCCGCGCCAAGACCGCCAUACUCGUCAUCUGGGCAAUAUCGCUCACAUUCAACGCCCCAGAGCUGGUAGUCCUUACAGCUCUGAAGCCGGUUCCCCUCCGCUUCGAUUUGGAACUGCUGAUGCAGUGUAUGCCCACCUGGUCUUCCAGCAGCGACCUCAUCUGGCAUCUCAUGAAGGUCGUAUUUAUUUACACAAUCCCCCUGUUGCUGAUGACGGUGGCUUAUUACCAAAUCGUGAGGGUUCUGUGGAAGUCAGACAAGAUUCCCGGUCAAGCGGAAACUAUCAAGUUGGCGCCGGCAGAACAGACACAACUUCGCUCCCGCAGGAAAGCGGCAAAGAUGCUGGUGGCUGUGGUCGUUAUGUUUGCAGUCUGCUAUUUCCCUGUACACCUUCUCUCUGUGCUGAGAUACACAGUGGACAUGGAACAGACAGACAUACUUUCAACCGCCGCGCUGAUAUCACACGUCAUGUGUUAUGCCAACUCCGCUAUCAAUCCGUUAAUUUACAACUUUAUGAGUGGGAAAUUCCGUCGAGAAUUCCGUCGGUCGUUCUGCUGUUCGACGAGCCCCGUGCCCGACAAUUUUACCACUCUGACCCGCAUGACCACGUCAAAGUCGAAGAGACCGUGUGAGUUCGUCACGUUUGAAUGUAGGAAUCACGGAUACGGGUAUCGCAAUGUAUGUAGUACAACCUUUAUCGAUAAUAGAUGUAAGAAUGGUUACGUCACUUAGGUUUUAAAAUCUAAUAAGUAACUUUCGUAAAAAGAGGACCGCCUCAAAUUGUUAUUAAGUCGCUUGAAUUACUUAAGUGUAACAAAUGCUUUCUUGAAAACCGCUUCAGAAUCGGUUGAGCGAAACGCGAGAUAAACACGGACAGACAUACAUACAGUUCAGACUGAGAGCCACCUAGAAGGUUAAAACGGCUUUUGAAUGUGUGUGAGUGAAUGAAACGAUGGAAGGACCA